This is a messenger RNA of Zygotorulaspora mrakii, 594 nucleotides long. It is a transcript of the gene RLP24, whose product is annotated as ATPase-activating ribosome biosynthesis protein. The record is from RefSeq and is a predicted model, not a curated record. NCBI's taxonomy places the organism in Eukaryota, Fungi, Ascomycota, Saccharomycetes, Saccharomycetales, Saccharomycetaceae. Gene Ontology annotation, biological process: ribosomal large subunit biogenesis. The transcript has a single exon. Gene Ontology annotation, cellular component: nucleolus. Bases 1 to 594 code for a protein of 197 amino acids.
AUGAGAAUUUAUCAAUGUCAUUUCUGUUCGUCACCGGUAUACCCUGGUCAUGGUAUCAUGUUUGUUCGUAAUGAUGCUAAAGAGUUUAGGUUCUGUCGUUCCAAAUGUCACAAGGCAUUCAAACAACGUCGUAACCCACGUAAGUUGAAAUGGACGAAAGCGUUCAGAAAAGCUGCUGGAAAGGAAUUGGCUGUUGACUCUACGUUGACUUUUGCUCAAAGGAGAAAUGUUCCGGUCAGGUAUAACAGAGAACUGGUCCAGACUACAUUAAGCGCUAUGGAGAGAGUUGAGGAGAUUAGACAGAAACGUGAAAGAGCAUUCUACAAGAAUAGAAUGAAGGGUAAUGAAGAGAAGGACUUCUUGAGAGAUAAGGCUUUAGUUGAGGCUAAUCCAGAGUUACUAAGAAUCAGAGAGGUCGAAAUGGCUCACAAAUUGGCUCAAAGAGAACAACAAGAAAUUGAGGAAGGUGAAGCCGGAGAAGAGGAAGAGGAAGAUAUGGAAGUUGAUAGUGAAGAAGAGGAAGAACAGGAAUCGCAAAAGCAAAAGGUCUUAUUGAAGAACAAAAGGAGAGCAUCAAAGAAAAUUGCAUUCUAA